Messenger RNA from Funneliformis mosseae, 663 nucleotides. Lineage: Eukaryota; Fungi; Glomeromycota; Glomeromycetes; Glomerales; Glomeraceae. The record is from the annotation of a GenBank genome assembly.
AUGGAACGUCUUGGUGGACGAGAACUUGUACAAAAAGCUUCGCAAUUGAUAGCGAGUAAUAAACUAGAUGAAGCUGUAAAAAUUUUCGAUUACCUUGUGGUAAAAAUACCUGAUGCACCUUUACCACUAUUAAGUAGAUGUACUUGGUAUGUGUACAUGAGAGCGCUUAAAAAAUAUGAAAUAGCAAAAAAAGAUGAUGAAGAAUUAGCACCAGGAAAUUCAACAUUACAUUCUGUAGCAUAUGUAAGGUUAGCAAAAUGUUAUAAAGAAUUAGGACAAAUCGAAGAAGCAGAAAAAUUAUUAAAAAAACGAUUGGAAAUAGAAAAAAAAACAAUAAAACCCCAAGCCAUUCAAGGGAUAAUCGAUGAAGAAGAUGAAGACAUUGAAAAGGAUAAUGAAAGAUCGGAAAAGCUAAGAUUACAAGGGAAUGAAUUAUAUAAACUAAAAAAGUACAAGGAAAGCUCAGAAAUUUACUCGAAAGCAUUAGAACUUGAUCCUAAUGAUAUCUUGGUUCAUUCAAAUAAAGCUCAAGUGUUGUUAAAACUUAAUGAAUUAAAUGAUGCUUUAAUUCAUGCAGAAGAAUGUAUCAGAAUAAACGCUAAAUGGCCGAAAGGGUAUUACCGUAAAGGCAAGGAACAAUCUUUAUUUAUUUCUUCAUUAUGA